Striga asiatica is the source of this 1097-nucleotide messenger RNA. The record is from the annotation of a GenBank genome assembly. Lineage: Eukaryota; Viridiplantae; Streptophyta; Magnoliopsida; Lamiales; Orobanchaceae.
CUUAUCUCUACCAUAUCAUUUCUUGCGGUAGCUUACAAUGCGUACUAAAGUUGCUUUUCAACCCUCGAAAACCAAGUCUCUUAUCCUUUUCGUCCCCUUUCCACAAACGCUUUGAGCAAUAGAAUAAUAACUCGCAUCAAUCACCUCAGAAAAUGGGACGUUCCAUAAUCGUCUCAUCGUCAUCCUCUCACAUUCCCUCGCUAUUUUCUCCAAAACCCACCUCGAUUAGCUCAGCUGGGCUUAGAAUCUUCAAAUUUCCGGCGACUUUGAGUGCAAAUUCGAGGUCUCCUAAACAUGGUUUCUGUACAAUGUCUCCCAGUUUUAGAAUGUCAUCGUUUUCUUCAAAGGCUGUUGCAUCGGAGAUUUCCAAUCAAAAACAGUAUUCCAAGGUCGGGGCAAAGUCAACGGGUCCAAUUCCUUCCGAUCAGCUCCUUGGUGUAAUUCAAACUGCCGCCAAGACUGGUGCUCAGGUCAUAAUGGAGGCAGUGAAUAAGCCUCGCAACAUUACCUACAAAAUAGGACUCUCUGAUUUGGUGACUGAAACAGAUAAAAUGAGUGAGGCUGCUAUUCUAGAUGUUGUCAGAAAGAAUUUCCCGGACCACCUAAUUCUUGGGGAAGAAGGUGGGCUCAUUGGAGAUACUUCUUCAGAUUAUCUUUGGUGCAUUGAUCCCUUAGAUGGCACCACAAAUUUCGCUCAUUGCUAUCCGAGCUUUGCCGUUUCCAUUGGAGUCCUUUACAAAGGAAAACCAGCUGUGGCCUCUGUGGUGGAGUUUGUGGGUGGACCUAAAUGUUGGAAUACUCGGACUUUUACUGCAGCUGCUGGUAAUGGUGCGUUCUGCAAUGGAGACAAAAUUCAUGCGAGUCAAACUGAUAAGGUCGAACAGUCGCUUUUAGUUACUGGGUUUGGUUAUGAGCAUGAUGAUGCGUGGGCAACCAAUAUCGAGCUGUUCAAGGAAUUCACUGAUAUCAGUCGGGGUGUAAGGAGACUCGGUUCUGCAUCAGUCGAUAUGUGUCAUGUGGCCUUAGGAAUUGUAGAAGGCUAUUGGGAGUAUCGGCUCAAGCCUUGGGAUAUGGCUGCUGGUGUUUUGUCGCAGUAA